Molecule: messenger RNA, 1398 nt
Organism: Debaryomyces hansenii CBS767
Lineage: Eukaryota; Fungi; Ascomycota; Pichiomycetes; Serinales; Debaryomycetaceae
Gene: SER33
Product: phosphoglycerate dehydrogenase
Exons: 1
Coding region: 1-1398 (465 amino acids)
Molecular function (GO): NAD binding; oxidoreductase activity, acting on the CH-OH group of donors, NAD or NADP as acceptor
Source: RefSeq, a predicted model, not a curated record
AUGUCUGUUCCACAACAAAUCAGUGAAACUUUUCAAAAAGCUAUGAAUCUUUCGGGAUCUCCAAAUGCUGUUUCAACUUCCCCUACUCAAUCAUACAUGAGUCAGUAUGUCUCGGCUACCCAAAAGCCAACCAAAGCUUUAAAGCCAUUUUCUACUGGUGAUAUUAAGAUUUUGUUAUUAGAAAAUGUGAAUCAAACUGCUAUUAGUAUUUUCCAAAAUCAAGGUUACCAAGUUGAAUUCUACAAGUCGUCUUUAGGUGAAGAAGAAUUGAUCGAAAAGAUCAAGGAAGUACAUGCUAUUGGUAUCAGAUCCAAAACUAAAUUAACCGAAAAGAUUUUGCAACACGCCAGAAACUUAGUGGUUAUUGGUUGUUUCUGUAUUGGUACCAACCAAGUUGAUUUAGAAUACGCUGCCAAGUCAGGUAUUUCUGUUUUCAACUCUCCAUUUUCUAACUCCAGAUCUGUUGCUGAAUUGGUUAUUGCUGAAAUUAUCACCUUAGCCAGACAAUUAGGUGAUCGUUCUAUUGAAAUGCACACUGGUACCUGGAACAAGGUAAGUGCUAAGUGCUGGGAAAUUAGAGGUAAGACUUUAGGGAUUAUUGGUUACGGUCAUAUCGGUUCUCAAUUAUCUGUCUUAGCUGAAGCUAUGGGUAUGAACGUUAUUUACUACGAUGUUCAAAUGAUCAUGGCUUUAGGUAACUCAAAACAAGUUGACACCUUAGAUGACUUGUUACAAAGGGCCGAUUUCGUCACCCUCCAUGUUCCAGAAACCUCCGAUACUAAGAACUUAUUAUCGUCUCCACAAUUUGCUGCCAUGAAGGAUGGUGCCUAUGUUAUCAACGCUUCCCGUGGUACCGUGGUCGAUAUUGCUGCUUUAGUACAAGCUAUGAAAUCAGGCAAAAUCGCAGGUGCUGCAUUAGAUGUCUACCCACAAGAACCAGCAAAGAAUGGUGAAGGUUAUUUCAGCAAUGAAUUAAAUGACUGGGCUUCUGAAUUAUGCUCCUUGAGAAACGUUAUCUUAUCUCCACACAUUGGGGGUUCUACCGAAGAAGCUCAAUCUGCUAUCGGUGUGGAAGUUGCCACCUCGUUAACGAAAUACAUUAACGAAGGUAACUCCACUGCUGCUGUUAACUUCCCAGAAGUCCAAUUGAGAGCUUUAGAUUUAGAUCAACAAAACUCUGUCAGAGUAUUGUAUAUCCAUCAAAACGUUCCUGGUGUUUUAAAGACUGUUAACAACAUCUUAUCAAAUCACAAUAUUGAAAAGCAAUUCAGUGAUUCUAGAGAUGAUGUUGCAUACUUGAUGGCUGAUAUCUCUGAUGUUGACAUUACUGACAUCAAGUCCUUAUAUGAACAGUUAGAGCAAACUCCAUAUAAAAUUGCCACUCGUUUAUUAUACUAA